Molecule: messenger RNA, 597 nt
Organism: Choloepus didactylus (southern two-toed sloth)
Lineage: Eukaryota; Metazoa; Chordata; Mammalia; Pilosa; Megalonychidae
Gene: TEX51
Product: testis expressed 51
Exons: 7
Coding region: 1-597 (198 amino acids)
Source: RefSeq, a predicted model, not a curated record
AUGCUCCUUCUCCUGCUCAGCUGCCUGUUGCCCACGGCCUCCGGGAAGAGCUGCCUCCACUGCUGGCCGGAGCUGCCGGCCGUGGUGGACUAUGACCUGCAGGUCCUCUGGGGCUCGCCAGGGCCCCCCGUGGAGCUCUCCCAACAUCAUGACCAUUUGGAAAAAGAGAUGGCCAGAUUCUUCAAUCACAUAGAUAAAGCCAUUAUGAAAUUCCGGGACGAUAAAUCAUUGCUUUUGAUUGAGGUUGAUAACUACAAGAAGCUCUUUUUGGAAAGGCUGAGAAAGAUAUCCAAGGGGCUAAAGGAGAAGGCACCUCAGUCUUUCUACCAUCUCACCUCCCGGGCAGCCUGCAACAAGUCCUGUGUGCUGCACCCCGACAUGGAGGUCAUCAACUGUGUCACCUGUGGGCAUCACCAACUGUCCUGCAAUGACAGCACUCUCUGCCCAGCCUGGAACUCACAUGUCCUCAUCUGGAUUGCCUGCGUCUGGAUUUUUCUGCUCAUGGGAGCCGCAGCUGGAGGUGGAUACUAUUACUUUUACUGGCUCAAGAAGAAGAUCCAGCAGGGAGAAAAGGUAUUGGACUCUGCUAGAAUCUAA